GUCUGUAGAGAAGGUGCUGAGGGAAUACUAGUCGGGACAUAGGAUGCCUCACCGAUAGACAAGCCUAAUGACGCAACUAGUUUACACAAUACGGCUUGAAAUUGUGAGGGACAGGAUAAUACUUGCAGGGUUUCCCAGGAUUCCCAUGACCAAAAGCAGGCAGAAGACUCUUAGACUGAUAGAUAUAACGUGACAGCUUCUACUGGGAUCAGGGAACUUCUCCGGUCAUCACAGGGUCAGUCGGUGCAAGAUACUACGAUGGCAUACAUGGUUUUACUUCUCCUGCCUUGUGUUUUCAUUGCACAGGUGCCUGUAUUAGUCUGCGGGUAUGAAAGAGUCAUCUCUCAGGAGCCAUUCAAGGAGAGCCGGAGAGUUUUCACGACAUCAGGCAAGGAAUGUAAAUUCCCAUUUCGUCAGGGAGGAAGGAUUCAUCAUCACUGUAUCACCAUCCUGUCCUCAAGACCUUGGUGCUCUCUGACGCAUAACUUUGACCGGGACAGACUGUGGGGCUUCUGUGCACCUGAAAAAAAACAUCCAGAAGGAAGAUUCGUGAACCCUUGUCAGCUGAAUCCAUGUCAGAAUGGAGGCGUCUGCUCACCGGUCCCAAACACUCGAUCUUUUGAGUGCUCCUGCUCCGAGAGCUUCAGUGGGAGGCUUUGUGAACACAAGAAGUGCUAUGAAACCGUACACCUGCGCUAUUAUGACACCGGAGAGUCUUGGGGACGAAUUCACCUCCGUAAUGUGGAACAGUGCACAUGUGUGGAAGGGGAAAUCCAGUGUGAGAGAGUCCACUACACAAUGUGUCGUUCCAACCCCUGUCAGAAUGAGGGAACGUGUCGAUUGAUCACAUCCACUGGUAAAGAGGUGUGUAACUGCAGACGAGGCUACAGCGGACCGCACUGCAGCUUCGAGCCUGAGACAGAGUGCUAUAACAGCAGGGGCACAGGUUACCGAGGGACGGCGGGCACCGCAGCGUCUGGCGCCCGCUGUCUGCCCUGGAACUCAGACCUGCUGUAUGACGAGCUCCACGUGGGCACGGUGGCGGCCUCACCCCGCAGGGGCCUUGGGGACCACGCAUACUGCAGAAACCCAGAUGGGGACAGGAUGCCGUGGUGCUACACACUUAGUGACGGCGCCAUCUCCUGGGAGUACUGUGACGUCCCCUCCUGUGUGAUGCCUGUGUGGAUGAUUCAGCCAGCUGCAAAAACAAGAAGAGCUUCUUCUCGGAGGGUCUUCAUCCUGAACUCCAAACCCGCCAUUAAAAAACCCAAACCAAACAAAAAGCCUGUGUGCGGGAAAAAGCACAAGAAGAGGUUGUCGAUAGCGAGGGGGCGGAUCCUGGGCGGGAACUCUGCGCUGCCCGGCACACACCCCUGGAUCGCGGCCAUUUACAUCGGACGGUCGGACUUCUGCGCCGGGACCCUGGUCUCCUCCUGCUGGGUGGUCUCUGCAGCGCACUGCUUCUUCCGCAACCCACUGAAGUCUCAGAUCCGUGUGGUUUUCGGGCAGCAGAGGUUCAAUGUCACAGGUCCCAACACCAGGGUAUUUGGAGUGGAGCAGUACGUCUUCCCCAAACAGUUCUCAGUGUUUAAUCCAACACUCCAUGACAUUGUUUUAAUCAAACUGAAGAAGCAGGAUGGGAGGUGUGUGAGGAAAACCCCGUUCAUCAGGCCCAUCUGCCUUCCAGAUAAAGGCAUGACGUUCCCUGAUGGAUACUGCUGCACCAUUAGCGGCUGGGGACACUUACAUGAGAAGGCGGAGCGGUAUUCCAGUCUGCAGGAGGCUGUGGUCAAACUGAUAAACCAAGAGAAAUGCAGAGAACCGCAAGUCUACGGCAACCACGUUACCUCUGAUAUGAUCUGUGCAGGACUCAAUGGAUGUGCAGACGCAUGUCAGGGCGACUCCGGAGGCCCCCUGGCUUGUGCAAGGAAUGAUGUCAGUUUCCUGUAUGGGAUCAUCAGCUGGGGCGAAGGCUGUGGACACACGAAAAAACCCGGAGUUUACACCCGAGUGGUGAAUUACAUCGACUGGAUCCAUUCAGUGAUCAGACGGAAACCCAAAGCCUCAUGAACAUUAAGACGAAAACCAGACACUUUGUACUAUAAUGUAUUUGUGGAAGUUUAUAAGUUAUCUUUUUUAACUGUGAAAGAGUAUGUGACUGAAUAAACCUCUAAUUACUUAAUAAAUAUAGUUUAUUAGAAAAAUGGUCUCUUUUGUGAAAAUUCUUGAAUCUCUGAAA
Sphaeramia orbicularis (orbiculate cardinalfish) is the source of this 2239-nucleotide messenger RNA. RefSeq names its product HGF activator (gene hgfac). The coding region runs from base 259 to 2070 and encodes 603 amino acids. Gene Ontology annotation, biological process: blood coagulation; zymogen activation. The transcript has 15 exons. NCBI's taxonomy places the organism in Eukaryota, Metazoa, Chordata, Actinopteri, Kurtiformes, Apogonidae. Gene Ontology annotation, cellular component: extracellular region. The record is from RefSeq and is a predicted model, not a curated record. Gene Ontology annotation, molecular function: serine-type endopeptidase activity; calcium ion binding.